Molecule: messenger RNA, 2092 nt
Organism: Electrophorus electricus (electric eel)
Lineage: Eukaryota; Metazoa; Chordata; Actinopteri; Gymnotiformes; Gymnotidae
Gene: ppp1r15a
Product: protein phosphatase 1, regulatory subunit 15A
Biological process (GO): response to endoplasmic reticulum stress
Cellular component (GO): protein phosphatase type 1 complex; endoplasmic reticulum
Molecular function (GO): protein phosphatase regulator activity
Source: RefSeq, a predicted model, not a curated record
GUGCCGUUCACGGUGCUAUUUCUAUUUACAGAGCAGAAGAAUGUGAAGUGAGAUGAAAUACAGACUGAUAACAAAGUGACGAUUAUAAACAAAGCGAUAACCGAUUACUAAGUCGAGAUGGAAGUGCGCCAUUUAAGGGACACCCGGACAACUGUGAGGAAUAGAAGUGAGCUGAACUCGGUGACUCAAAAUCUUCACUGGAGUGAUUGUCAAGCAACUGGCUGAUUUCUAAAACAGUGAAAGUGAUUGCUAUGGCACUACUCACCAUUGAUCUAAGUCACCCAUUAUAUUCUUGGUGCCUACCACAGUUAGCCCUUUACAUCCCAACCAUAGAGACCCCCGUACUUUCCCCUAACACCUUAAAGACAAAAGAACAUUCACAGCUAAGUCCAUACAGUCGUGUUUACAUCCUUACCAUGUUUCAAAAGAUCAGAAGUCACCUGUGGGAGAUGGUGUGGAAAGUCCUCCAUCACUGUACAGGUUUUACAGCGUUUAAUGUGAGCCGUUUAAACACCAGCAUGUUCUUAACAUAUGCCAAAGAAACGAUGGCCAUGACGCUCGAGUCGAAGAAAAGAGCUUUGGGCUUGGAGGCCCAAGAGUGGCCUGGACAGGCAGCCAGGAGCAGAGAAACCACACGGGACACCAUGAAGUCACUGGAGCCACUAACAAAGAGCAUGGAAGACCCCGUGGAUGUGGCUCUAACCAAGCAUGACAAGUUUGCACCUGAUGGACAUGAAGUUAUGCUUUCAUAUUGGCUUGAAUUUGGGAUGUCGGAAGAGGAGCAGGAAGAUGAUGACGGUGGUGUUGAUGACAGUGAAGAUGAGGCUGAGGAGGAGGAGCACCCUUCUGAGGAGGAAGAAGAACCAGAAAGGAGUAAGGAAGAGGAUUCCAACUGGUCAGAUGCUGAAGAUGAUUCAGAGAUGUCCACAGAGAGCACAGAGUUAUGGGAGUGCUUCUUAAACACUAGCGAUCCGUACAAUCCACUCUACUUUUCCAGCUCCACUGGAGUCAAAGCAAAUACUGUGGAUGCUAGAAAAAGGUGCCCAGUUUCAAGACCCACAGCCAGCAAGGCUGAGAAGCAAACAUCUACAGAUAGAGAAGAGCCCAGUCCUGAGCGGAAUACGAAGGAAGGGACAAAGAAGGUACAUUUCAGCGAGGAGGUGACAGUACACCACCUAGUGGCCUGGGCAUUUGCCAGCCGGGCGGCGCGAGAUGGAUCCUGCUGGUUGCAACUGGCCAGAGACAGAGAUCGUUUCAGAAGGAGAGUGGAGAAAACGGGGGCAGGUGUCAGCCCCUGUCUAACAGCUGAGCACAGAGCCAUGGUGUGGGAGAGACUUGAGAGAGGGUUUUAACCUUAGGUUUUACCAUGUUACUUUCACUUCUGUGGGAUUUUUUCUUUGUGGUGUUAUAUAUACAUAAGCACACUCUGUUACUACUAUAGUGCUAUAUUUUACCUCAGCACACUGGAGUUACUACACUCCAAAAAGCACUUUCUGGUGGUUUUAUUAGUGAUUGUAAAUAUUUAACUUUUUAUUAUUUAUUAAAAGUUGUUGUUUGAAUAUUUAUUGAAUUUGUAUAGAAAUAAAAUGGCACAAAAAUAUUGUCCACCAGGCUCCAGGCUCCUUAAUCAUAAGCACGGCUGAAAAUAUGGUCGCCCUUUUAUUACAUAAAAUGCAAAAAUACAGACAUUAAAUGUUUUGCUCCAUUGUAAACAGUCAUUUAUCAUCAACACUUAUAAAAUGAUUCAUUGCUUAAAAACAGGAGAAAAAAAUCUUUGUAUGCUUGGUCUAUGUGAAGUAUGAGUGGCAGGCAUCAAAUACAUCAAAGGCCCUCAUGGUAUGUGCAAAGUAACACAAACUCAAUUCUCUUAGGAUAUGGCAAAAUUGUUCUCCCUUUACAAAAGAUCAGGGGACACUGACUAGUAACUUUCCACAUAGAAAAAUUGGAGUGUUUUUGUUAGAGGUCACAGAAAAACACUUCAAGGAUGGCUGACUGAGAAUGUGUUUAACACGAUCAUUUGUGCAAUAAUUACAUCUUUGACACUGCUUUCACUGUCCUCAGUCAAAAGAAGACAAAAAAAAAAAAAAAAAAA